This is a messenger RNA of Mytilus californianus (California mussel), 501 nucleotides long. Its product is annotated as heparan sulfate glucosamine 3-O-sulfotransferase 5-like. Gene Ontology annotation, molecular function: [heparan sulfate]-glucosamine 3-sulfotransferase activity. Lineage: Eukaryota; Metazoa; Mollusca; Bivalvia; Mytilida; Mytilidae. The record is from RefSeq and is a predicted model, not a curated record. The transcript has 3 exons. Bases 1 to 501 code for a protein of 166 amino acids.
AUGCGGAAAGGAGGAACUCGUUGUCCACUUCAAUUUCUUGCUUUGCAUCCAAACAUUCAGGUUUCUUCAAAGGAGGUUCACUACUUUGAUAGGGAUUUCUUUCAGGGAAUAAGCUGUGACAAAUCUCCAGAGAGAAUAUUUCGUAUGAAUAGUACUAUCAAACUCAUAUUACUUGUACCUGAUCCAAUAAAGAGAGCAAUGUCAGACCACCUUCAAUUGAUGGACAAAAGGUCAAGAACGAAUCUGGACACAUCCAGUUUUGAGGAGAAAGUUUUGAAAGAUAAUGGAGAUGUGAAUGAUAAACAGAUAAUGUGUGUGGAUGGCAAGAAUCUGACUGAGAAACCAUUUGAGAAUGAAACAACUGGACAUAAAUGUGUUGAUCGAACAAAAGGUCGGAAACAUCCCGAGGUUCAUGAAGAGGUUGUGGUCAAACUAACAGAAUAUUUUGAGCCGUACAACAAAAUCUUCUUUAAUCAAAUUGGACAGACAUUUGACUGGUGA